This is a messenger RNA of Cavenderia fasciculata, 1476 nucleotides long. Its product is annotated as histone deacetylase family protein. The record is from RefSeq and is a predicted model, not a curated record. NCBI's taxonomy places the organism in Eukaryota, Evosea, Eumycetozoa, Acytosteliales, Cavenderiaceae. The transcript has 9 exons. The coding region runs from base 1 to 1476 and encodes 491 amino acids. Gene Ontology annotation, molecular function: histone deacetylase activity.
AUGAAAAUAGUGAUCCUCCUUUCAAAGCUUUGUGCCUCUUUCUAUGUUUUAAAGAGAGAAAUAGAGAUGAGCAAGAAGAAAGUAUCAUAUUUCUAUGAUUCUGAAGUAGGUAAUCACUACUAUGGUCAGAAUCAUCCAAUGAAACCACACAGAAUUAGAAUGACACAUAACUUGAUCUUAAAUUAUGGCAUAUACAAAAAGUUACAAAUCUUUAGACCUAAAAAAGCAACUGAAGCUGAUCUUUCAAACUUUCAUUCAGAUGACUAUGUUAACUUUUUAAGAUUGAUCACUCCUGAUAACAUGCAUGAAUACUCUAAACAAUUGAUGAAGUAUAAUGUUAGAUAUGAUUGCCCAGUAUUUGAUGGAAUGUAUAAUUUAUGUCAAAUCUCUUCGGGUGGUUCGAUUGGAUGUGCAGUAAAGUUAAACAACAAAGAUUCUGAUAUUGCUGUCAAUUGGGCCGGAGGUUUACAUCAUGCAAAGAAAUCAGAAUCUUCUGGUUUUUGUUAUACCAAUGAUAUUGUAUUAUGUAUUCUUGAAUUAUUAAAACAUCAUAAAAGAGUAUUAUAUAUUGAUAUUGAUAUUCAUCAUGGUGAUGGUGUAGAGGAAGCUUUUUAUACAACAGACAGAGUCAUGACUGUUUCCUUUCACAAAUAUGGUGAUUAUUUCCCUGGUACUGGCGAUGUAAGAGAUGUUGGUGCUAGUAAGGGUAAAUACUAUGCUUUGAAUUUCCCUCUAAAGGAUGGUAUUGAUGAUCAAAGUUAUCAAAGUGUUUUCAGACCUGUAAUUCAAUCAGUUAUGGAUUCAUAUAGACCAGAAGCAGUUGUAUUACAAUGUGGUGCAGAUUCAUUGACUGGAGAUCGUUUGGGAUGUUUCAAUCUUUCGUUAAAGGGUCAUGCCCAAUGUGUAGAAUUUAUGAAGUCAUUUAAUCUUCCUCUUGUCAUUCUCGGUGGUGGAGGUUAUACUAUCAAGAAUGUUGCUAGAUGUUGGACUUAUGAAACUUCAAUUUUAGUUGAUCAUGAAUUACCUGAUGAAUUACCAUAUAAUGAUUAUUUAGAAUAUUAUGGACCAGAUUAUAGAUUACAUAUUACACCAAAUAAUAUGGAGAAUCAAAAUUCAAAGGAUUAUCUUGAAAAAUUAAAGAUUCAAAUUUUAGAGAAUCUAAGACAUUUACAACAUGCACCAAGUAUUGCUCAUACUGAAAUCCCACCUGACAGUUAUAGUUACUCUGAUGAUGAAGAUGAUGAAGAUCCCGACGUUCGUAUCAGUGAGUCGGACCGUGAUAGACGUGUUACAAAUCCAGGUGAAUUGUCAGACUCGGAUGAAGAAGAUGGAAGAAGACAUGAAAUGAAUGGUUUGGAUUCAACACCAUCCUCUCGUAGAAGAAAUCAAGUACCAAUCACUGCCUAUGAUAAAGAAGCAACCAAUUAUAAAUCAUAUGGUAGAAAUAACCAAAUGGAUGAUGAAAUGAUGGAAUAA